Molecule: messenger RNA, 1012 nt
Organism: Arabidopsis arenosa
Lineage: Eukaryota; Viridiplantae; Streptophyta; Magnoliopsida; Brassicales; Brassicaceae
Source: the annotation of a GenBank genome assembly
GAUCCACAAAUAGAGAGAGUGAGAGAUUCCAAGGAGGAGAGUGCGUGAGCGUGACAAUGGAAGCUGACAAAAGAUGGUCUCUCGCCGGAAAAACAGCUCUGGUUACCGGCGGGACUCGUGGAAUCGGGAGAGCAGUAGUGGAGGAACUAGCAAAAUUUGGAGCAAAAGUUCAUACUUGUUCAAGGAACCAGGAAGAGCUGAAUGUAUGCUUGAAUGAUUGGAAAUCCAAUGGUUUAGUAGUGUCUGGUUCGGUUUGUGAUGCUUCGGUUAGGGAUCAGAGGGAGAAGUUGAUUCAGGAAGCUUCUUCUGCCUUCAGCGGCAAGCUCAACAUCCUUAUAAACAAUGUUGGAACUAAUGUCAGGAAACCAACAGUUGAAUACUCAAGCGAGGAAUAUGCAAAAAUCAUGACGACCAACUUAGAAUCUGCUUUCCAUUUAUCCCAAAUUGCUCAUCCUCUUUUAAAAGCAUCUGGUGUCGGAAGCAUUGUGUUCAUCUCCUCUGUAGCUGGCCUGGUGCAUCUUCAAAGUGGAUCUAUCUAUGGUGCAACUAAAGGAGCACUUAAUCAGCUUACAAGAAAUCUAGCUUGCGAGUGGGCAAGGGACAACAUCAGAACCAAUUGCGUGGCGCCGUGGUACAUCAAGACCUCACUUGUGGAAACGCUACUUGAGAAGAAAGAUUUUGUUGAGGCGGUAGUUUCACGGACUCCACUUGGGCGCGUUGGAGAACCAGAGGAAGUCGCAUCACUGGUUGCCUUUCUCUGCCUUCCCGCAGCAUCUUACAUUACCGGACAGGUCAUAUCCGUCGAUGGAGGAUUCACUGUCAACGGUUUUAGCUACACCAUGUAGCCAAAAUCUCUCAUAUCAACGUUACUAGUAAAGCAAGAAUCCUCAUGAGGUUUUUGCCCGUUGGUCUUGUUUACCUUUUAUGACUUCUUUAAACCUGUAGUAAUAAUGUGAAUUAUCUUCACAUUUGUUUUCCUAAUGUAGCCGUUAAAUAAAUCAAGGCACAGUUA